Molecule: messenger RNA, 1353 nt
Organism: Hordeum vulgare subsp. vulgare (domesticated barley)
Lineage: Eukaryota; Viridiplantae; Streptophyta; Magnoliopsida; Poales; Poaceae
Product: brassinosteroid-responsive RING protein 1-like
Exons: 1
Coding region: 289-768 (159 amino acids)
Biological process (GO): protein ubiquitination
Molecular function (GO): ubiquitin protein ligase activity
Source: RefSeq, a predicted model, not a curated record
UGUCGUCCACACACAACCUUGUCACGCCUCAACAGUUAGUUAACUGGCAACCUACACCUACACCUACACUCUCUGUCUGUCCACUGUACAUCUCCGUCGCCAUCCUGCAACCCCCUCUCCUCCUACCUCCUCCCCCAUAGUUGCUGCUAUAAAGGCCAGACCAUUGUGUGCCAUUGAGAUCCCUCCUCCUCUAGGAAUCUCUCUAGCUUUCGAGCUCUGUUCAGCUUCUUGAUUCGCCCAGUCCAUCCAAGUAGAGAGCGAGAGCGAGAGAUCAAUACAAAUUAUACAAUGGGGUUCCCGGCGGUGUACUCGGAGAUGCCCAGGCUGCUCCUCAACCUGCUCUUCCUGCUCGGCCACCUGCGCCGCCUCUCCUCAUGGCUGCUCCGCCUCGUCGGCGCCGGCGUCGACCAAGACCUCAGCUUCGACUACUCGGACGCCGCCUACUUCGCCGACCACCACCAUCAGCACCACGGCCACGGUCUCGACGAGCUGGAGGAGCACUCUCCGUCCGUGCGUUUCGACGCGCUCUCCGCUGCUUCCACCGGAGAUGACCCCACCCCGCUGCUGCCGGAGGGCUGCGCGGUGUGCCUCGGCGACUUCCACGGCGCCGCCCGGGUGCGCCGGCCGCGCGCGUGCCGGCACGUCUUCCACCGCGGGUGCCUCGACCGCUGGGCCUCCCACGGCCACCGCACCUGCCCGCUCUGCCGGGCGCCGCUGCUCCCUUCGCCGACGACGGCGCCCGUCCUCCUGCCGCUCCCGGCGUCGUGAUUGGUUCAGACAUCAGAGCAAGCUGAUUCAGGGUGCUGUUUGCAUAUAUGUUCGGCGACUAUUCUUACGGGAUCCUGAGGAGAGGGUUCCCAAUUUGUCGCUUCCAGUUGGGUUUUUAUGCAAAAACGAGCUCAACCGGUCAGAGCACGGCAAGGGCAAACGAGGCCCAUUAGUGGAGAGGCGUCGAAAUAUUUUCCGAUGGCCCCUCCCCUCGCUUGGAGAGAUUAUCACAAGGAGAUCCCAUGGAAGGGGAUUGGUUCCUGGUUUGAGCUUUGGUUGAUUUGGGUUUGGAGAGCAAAAUCCAUAAACCAAGACAAGACAGAAGAGGAGGAGAACAUAUGUAUACAUCAGAUUUAGAUUUCGAUUAGUGGAGGUAAAUAGGGGUGUGAAAUCCGAAUAUAUGCAGAGAAAUUUGAGAAACGCUUUCUCUCUGCUCACUUUUUCUUUCAUUUUUAUUCUUGUAUUCAGAUUUUUUUUUUCUUCUGUAUUGAAGCUGUAUUCCUGUCUUAAGAAUUCACCAGGACCACAUAUUUUUUAUACUACUCCUUCUCAAGGGGGUUGGAGAUACCUCCUGGUUUUUUGCUA